AUGGUGUGCACUCUUAAUGCCGUCACCUACGUCACGUCGUGUGUCUCCACGGAGCGUGCCGGCGUCACGACCAUGAAGAUGAGCAUGGACGCGCUCUCAGACUCGCUGUUCCGCCGCCAGGGCUCGCCCCGGGAUCGCGCCACGCUCAUGGAUCUCGUCGCAACAAUUUCCGAAUCCACCAAAUUGGAUUCCACGCUCAAAGGGAUGGGCUUCGAGCAAAGCCCGCACGAGGCGGCCAUCUACCGGCGGGGCAAUGGAGAAAAUGCCCUACUGGUGGGUGUCUACGUCGACGACUUGGUGAUCAUCGGCACCAAGGAUGCGGAGGUGGCAGCGUUCAAGGAAGAAAUGAAGGCCACCUUCCAGAUGAGUGACCUGGGGCCUCUCUCCUUCUACCUGGGGAUCAAGGUGCACCAGGAUGAUUCCGGGAUCAUGCUUCGACAGACCGCCUACGCCAAGCGCGUCGUGGAGCUAGCCGGGCUCACCGACUGCAACCCAGCUCUCACUCCGAUGGAAGAGAGGCUGAAGCUGAACCGCGACAGCACGACGGAGGAGGUAGAUGCUACGCAGUACCGGUGUCUUGUGGGGAGCCUUCGCUACCUCGCCCACACACGACCGUUCUUGGCAUUCUCCGUCGGCUACGUCAGUCGGUUCAUGCAACGACCGACGAUGGAGCACCAGCAGGUCAUGAAGAGGAUCGUCCGCUACGUGGCGGCGAUCCUCGACCACGGUCUCUUCUACCCGAGGUGUCCCGGGGCGGCACACUUCGUCGGGUACAGCGACAGCGAUCACGCCGGCGACAUCGACACCAAGGCGCAGGAGGUAUCAUGGAUAGGCAUCGCACGACAUUUCAGCCUCAUCCGCAACCUUCGCAGGGAGAACUCAAAAUGA
Setaria italica (foxtail millet) is the source of this 888-nucleotide messenger RNA. RefSeq lists its product as uncharacterized. The record is from RefSeq and is a predicted model, not a curated record. The coding region runs from base 1 to 888 and encodes 295 amino acids. NCBI's taxonomy places the organism in Eukaryota, Viridiplantae, Streptophyta, Magnoliopsida, Poales, Poaceae. The transcript has 2 exons.